AUGUUUCUACCCAAGUGCUGCUUGUGUAUGCGAGAUGCUGGAGCCUCAGUGGAGUUCUUCUUCUUGGAGUGUGGUCAUUUUGUGUGUGAGGCUUGUAUUUCAGUAACUCCUCCUACACAGAUGCAUAUGGCUCAUGGCAAUACUUCAUCUUUGAGUGGGUUUUGCUCCAGUUGCAACAGACAAAGUCAGGCAAUUUCUCUGGCGGAUUCGAAAGGAAUACCCAGAAACAUUUAUGAAUAUGUAAGCUCCAACUAUCGUAACUUGUUCAACGAGGCCUUUUCAAAACUGGACUCGGUCUUGAAAUUUCAGCACCAACACUAUGAACAGGUGAUUGGACAACUACGAACCGAGAAUUUAAGGCUAAAAGAAUCCUUAGAGCAUUUCAAUACAGCAAGCACCGCUUCCAUGCUGAGGCAACAGCACUCUCAAAGGACACCCCCAAAGUUCCCAUUUUCCAACAUGAUAGAACCUCCACUAUCUACAACACCCUCACAUUCACCAUACCAUUAUUCAUCACAUUUGCAGCAUGCACAAGAUGUCCUUAGCACGCCAAGACUUUCUUCGUCCAACAUGUCGUCCUUCAUGUCACCUCAUCGAACAGGAAUUGGCACUCCCAUGCCCCAUACCAACUCGAUUCGUUUGCCAACACCGUCUCCAAAAGUACCUGGUGUGAGCCCAAUACGGCCAAGCACUGCAUUGAAUGAUAGUUUUAACCAAAUGACAGUGCAUCAUCAUCCGCAACAGGACAAUCAAGAACUUUCAGAGAUCAUGGCAGAAACAGCACCAAGCAUGAACACACCAAGAAAGCAGCCUUCCAAUGAUGAGACUAGCAACGACUCAUCGAUGACACAGAUUUCGACAAUUUCACGAACCAAGUCUUUGGUUCCAAAAGCGUUGAGUAGACCACCCCCACAACAUCAAUCCACCCCAUUGAUACAAAGCGUAAAGCAAACCACAAUUCCCGCUCAACCAGGUAGCAAAGGAAGGUCCACAGUCAGAGCGGAUACACCAUUACUAAUUUCCAACAGGUCUUCUCCGCAUCAGCAAGAAAAGAAAGGAUUGUUAUUGAGGAAACAUUUAGUUGGACAAGCUGACCAAUUGAUUGAGCAAAAUGUGCGACCUCAAACACGAUCGACUACAAAUGAUGAAAAUAUGGAUCCAUCUUUAUCUAGCACCACCUCUGAUCAAAAUGUCAUUGAUAAGCAAGCCAGUGUGUUAGGACUUCCCAAAAGAGUUUCAACAGGACACAAAGAUGUUUCUCCAAGCUCCAAAACCAAAUCACCCCCAACUUCAAUUCAAAAGCAAAACAAAACAUCUGCACUGGCUCCCCAUAAUACUCCGGUCAACCCAAGACAGCUGCUUUCCCUUGCCACACCAUCCAGACAAAGACCUCAGUCCAGUCGAGGUCUUGCAAACAACACUCGUCAAUAA
Messenger RNA from Naegleria lovaniensis, 1431 nucleotides. RefSeq lists its product as uncharacterized. The transcript has 2 exons. Lineage: Eukaryota; Heterolobosea; Eutetramitea; Acrasida; Naegleriidae. The coding region runs from base 1 to 1431 and encodes 476 amino acids. The record is from RefSeq and is a predicted model, not a curated record.